Messenger RNA from Racocetra persica, 671 nucleotides. NCBI's taxonomy places the organism in Eukaryota, Fungi, Glomeromycota, Glomeromycetes, Diversisporales, Gigasporaceae. The record is from the annotation of a GenBank genome assembly.
AUGGCAGACUCUCAGGAACAGAAUGAAUACGCUAAAAGCAUAUUUGCUAACAAUUUAAAAGGCAUGGAUGCUUACACACGCCAUAAAAAGUUUAUGAACGAUUAUGUUAACUUUUAUGGUCGAAAGAGCAAUCAAGGAACUGCAACUAAUGCAGAAAAAGGAUAUAAAAGCGAAUUUGAAAUAUUGAAGGAGAAUCAUAAAUUUCUUCGUUCUGAUGAAGAUGAUGAAUCUGAAUUAACCUGGGAACAACGGCUUGCAAAGAAAUAUUAUGAUAAAUUGUUUAAAGAAUAUUGCAUAGCGGAAUUAAAAUAUUAUAAAGAAGGCAAGAUUGCAUUACGAUGGAGAACCGAAAAAGAAGUUAUAAUAGGCAAAGGACAAUUAACUUGUGCUUCAACAAGAUGUUCUGAAAAAGUUGAUUUAAAGUCUUGGGAAGUCAAUUUUGCAUAUGUAGAGGAUGGUCAAAAGAAAAAUGCAUUAGUAAAAAUUCGACUUUGUCCAAAAUGCUCUUACAAAUUAAAUUAUAAUAAGCAUGAACAACGAAAAAGAAAAUCUUAUGAUAGUGCUAGUGACCAGGAACAAGAUUUCAAGAGCGAAGGUAGGCGAGAUGUAACUGAUGGCAAGAAAGUGAAAUUAGAAAAAUCAAAUGUAAAGGAAAAGAGUAAAGAUGAAGA